CUGUCUGUCGGAAGCUCGGCCUUCCGUAAGGAAAACAGAAGGAACAAAAUUACUCCCAGGUUUAGCAAACAUAAAAUUUCUCGAGAUAAUGGGGUCACCGUGCGAACAAUUAAAAAGCAGAAAAUACAUAAACAGAAAAUUAGGAAAAUCUCGUUACCUACAAACCCAUAAAAUUAUAAACUGACCACCUCGGAAUUCUCCUCUUUACAGGCUGACGUUAGUCAACAGCCAGCGACUAGAAAUAAAUAGACUAGGUGAGGAGCAAACCCUCAUUAAGCUCAACAUGGGAACGGCCCGGACAAUAACAUCAUUUAUGACAAUCAAACACCUGAUCCACCUGGAAGAAUACGAAGUUACUACCGACAAAUUACACGAAUUAAUUACGAACCUGCCGGACCUGCCGAACAUCGUCGAAAUAAGAACACUAUUACUUAGGAAACUUAAUCAGGUAGAACAGAAAUUAACUUCACAACUACCUAGCGAAAGUAAUAGCAGACCUAGGAGAGGACUCAUUAACGGACUAGGGACAAUAAUCAAAACGAUCAGCGGCAACAUGGAUGCCACUGACGAGGAAAAAAUUAUUUCCGAAUUAAAACAAUUGGGGAGGAACGCGGAAAAUACCGCGCAAUUUCAGAACGAAACAUUAAUAAGGUUCAUGGAAAUCACAGACCACAUAAACAAAGAGCAGGAGGUCAUAAAUAAUUUCAUCAAUUUUAAUCAGAAUAGGAUAUCUAAGGAAAUAGAUACAGGACUCAAAAAAGCAGAAUUGAAUAUAUUUUUGACUAGAAUCAAUAUUAACUUAGAUCUUCUCUACACACAUUUGGCAGGUAUAGCAGAAAGCCUAUUAUUCGCAAAACUCAAUAUUGUUCCCAAAUACAUCUUAGAUAAUGCUGAGAUACAAAAAAUCAAAAUGUCAUUAACAGAUCAAAACGUUAAGAUAAAGGAGGACUACGAAGUUUACAACCUACUAUCACUCGAAACUAGCACAGAAAAGAAAACAAUUGUUUUUGAAAUUAAAAUACCAAUUUUGUCUCCAAAUAAUUAUACACUGUACCAAAUUGUAACCAUACCGUUCAACGGGACGGAAAUUGUAAACCUACCAAAAUUUAUUUUAGAGGAUAGAAUAGAACUUAAAACACUAAACACAAAUUGUAUUAGAGUUAAUGAUUUAUCAGUUUGCGAAACCCCCACCGACCCCGACAACCCGGAAUGCAUCCAUAACCUGCUAGCCAACAAGACAGCGACAUGUACCGUAGUGGAAACCAUAACCCAGACACGGAUCUACAGCCCCAUAGAAGGACUCCUGGUUAUCCUCAACGCAAGAGACGUUAAUAUGACCUCCGAUUGUAUACCGAGCAAAAGUUUGAGCGGGUCGUUUAUUAUAAAUCACGACAGUUGCUCCAUCACCAUCAACGGUACGAAAUAUGCCGACGCCACCGUCAUAAUGACCGAUAGAUGGCAGAUGGAUAUAACGAAAACCACUUAACAACGAUAUAUAUAUUGAUCGCAAGCUCUAUCGUACUAGCAAUCGCCGCAUGGAUCUGGAGAAAAAACAAGAUUAUCUACGCAACUACUUCCCUGCCAGCCACCGGAACUCCAGCCAUACCUUCGUUGUGGCCUUCGUUCCGUCUUGAGGGGGGAGGAGUUAUCGGUGACGGCAUAAGCUUGCCCUCACCUCCCCCGAAACCCCCACGGGUAAAAGCCUAAACUAAAGGCACUCAACCCGGAACAGGGGCAGCAGCAGAUCGCCAACAAAGGAUUCCGCCGAACCCGCGGACUGGAGUCGGGGCAUCCGCCCAAGAAUGCAGCGUAAACAAAACAGCACUCGAAUUGUAGCCAACAUAUAAAACUGAAAUGAAAUACAAAAUCACUCUUGAUCGAGAAGCAGAA
Drosophila yakuba is the source of this 1890-nucleotide messenger RNA. RefSeq lists its product as uncharacterized. The record is from RefSeq and is a predicted model, not a curated record. Lineage: Eukaryota; Metazoa; Arthropoda; Insecta; Diptera; Drosophilidae. Bases 284 to 1486 code for a protein of 400 amino acids. The transcript is spliced from 2 exons.